CAGUGCCUCGCGAGUCGUCGCUCUCGUCGCAUGUGCUGUGUAUUGUCACUCGAACGCGUUACGUUGCAGAUGCGAGACCGUAGCCGCUAAAACCAUGCCCGCCGAAGAGGAACCCGCGGCCAUGGAGAGCCGCGACAGCGACGGAUCCCCCCAACAAUUUUGCCUGAGGUGGAACAACUACCAGAGUAACUUGGCAAAUUGUUUUGACCAACUUCUCCAGACGGAAUCGUUCGUCGAUGUGACUCUAGCGUGUGAAGGACAAAGUUUGAAGGCGCACAAAGUUGUUCUGUCCGCGUGCAGCCCCUAUUUUCAGUCUCUGUUUAUGGACAACCCGUGUCGUCAUCCGAUAAUAAUUAUGCGCGACAUAAAGUACUGCGACCUGAAGGCUGUGGUCGAUUUCAUGUAUCGCGGCGAGAUAAAUGUGUCACAAGAUCAAAUCACGGCGCUGUUAAAAGUGGCGGAGACCCUCAAAAUCCGGGGGCUGACCGACGUGAGCGGCGAGCACGCCGUCCUGAGGCCGGGCGGAAUGGAGCCCCGAGCGCCCAAAAGACCCGUGAGUCGCGAGGCCGAGUCGCCCGCCAAGGCCAGGAGACGAGUGUCCUCGGAGCGCAGCCCGGGCCCGAGCCCGCGGCGGUCGCCCAGCACUCCCGCCGGCGGGGUCGACCUGAUCGUGCCGCCGGCCACGCCGCCGACGCACGCCCCGGCCAUGCCGCCGCUGCACUCCGACGACGGCGAUAUCCGCCCCGGGAUCGCAGAGAUGAUCCGCGAGGAGGAAAGGAUUCCGGGAUACUUUCAAGACUAUGGGGCAGAACACAAGGCUAAGCUGCUCGAGAACUCUCAUGCUUGGCUCGGCGCUUCGACAUCUUCGAUUGCAGUAGACAGCUACCAGUAUCAGCUUCAGUCGAUGUGGCAGAAGUGCUGGAACACCAACCAGAGCCUGGUGCAUAACUUGCGGUUCCGCGAGCGCGGACCCCUGAAGUCCUGGCGGCCUGAGACCAUGGCCGAGGCGAUCUUCUCCGUGCUCAAGGAGGGUCUGUCGCUGUCCCAGGCUGCGAGGAAGUACGACAUCCCGUACCCAACGUUCGUCCUCUAUGCUAAUCGUGUCCACAACAUGCUUGGCCCCAGCGCCGAUGGCGGAGCAGAUCUGAGGCCGAAAGGUCGCGGGCGGCCGCAGCGCAUCUUGUUGGGCGUGUGGCCCGACGAGCACAUCCGCGGCGUCAUCCGCGCCGUCGUCUUCCGCGACUCUCACGCACCUCACGCCGCACACCACAUCAAGGAGGAAGUUCUGCCAGGCUAUCCAGCUAUAACGGAUGGCAUGCCGGUGCAAAACGCCUACGGAAGCGUACCUUGCGGAAACGGCCGCGAGGGCGGGGUGUCGCCCAACGCGGCGGCGGCCGCUGCCGUCGCCGCCGUGGCUCAUGGCCUGCGCCGCCAGAUGUGCAACAUGGUAGUGGCGGCUCAGCGCCCGCCCGACCACCCGCCGCAUCUGGGCCUGCCGCCGCUGCCGCUGCAGUCCCCGCGCCUGCCGUCCCCGCUGUCCGCAGGCCUGGAAUCGCCGCUCUGCUCCCCGCCCCCGCCUGGACACGCGCUCGAGCCCCCCAAGCCCACCGACCCGUUCCGCCCGUUCGCUUCGCCCCGCCCGGAUAGCCGCUACAGCGAGCGUGAUGUUGUCUCUGAAAUAACUGACAUGGGGCCACCAAAGACUCCAGUAACGAUUGCCAAGAAUGGAAAGGAUCAACUGUCGACUCCCGUCCCGGUGAAGAUGGAGCCGCCUUCUGCGGAGACUCGUGCCGAGAGCAUCUGAAGCGAGGCCGCGGGCGCGGCCGCGGCACACCCCUCGGUCGGGGUGCCGCCCUCCCCGCUGCCCGCUUAUCCGUAUUUCGUUCCCAACCGCAAUUCGGUCGGCUACUUCUAAGUGGCCCGCGUCGCGUGUUUGUCACCAUGUAUACGACAUUCCACAAUUCAGACCCAGACCUGGCCUGCAACACCGCGGUUGGAUGACAAGUCGUGCCGAGACCCUGCGCCGGCAGACUACAGUAUUUAAUCGUUUCUAUGGUAUUCGGCAUUACUUUACAUCACAUAUUUAAUUAUUAUUAUUUAAAUGGACUCGCUGUGCAAUAAAAUGCUUGUUGUUUAGUUAUGAAUUUUGUAUUAUUAUGAAAAGAAGUAAUUUUAGUUUACUUUUAAGUUUUUUGUUAAUAGCUAUAGCCAGGGAGCUCCAAUACUAUGGCUCCCGGCCGUUUCUUGUCACUGUCGCUCGGUGUCUCUUUAUUAUCUACUCAAUAGUAGAUCGUCGAACUUACGCGUUAGGCUUAAAAUUAACCUUCUACUUAGAUCCAUCUGUGAACAUCAAAAUUGUACCAUUUGGCCCGAUUCAAAAGACUGUUCGGUAUACCUAAUCAUUCAAUCAAUUUACGUGUAAGACAAAAUUAUGAAUUAGCCUUAGAUGUAACCGUAAAUUAUUAACAUAGAUGUAACUUCUCCUUCAUCGUCAGAUCGAUGUCAGUUUCUCUAAUAGCGAUUAUAGCUGAAAUGUGUGUUGUUGCUUGCGGCAGGCGGCGGCGCGGGCGCACGCCUGCGUCCCCUGUCCUGCCGCCCCCAGCUGAUUGUUCACUGUUCGUGCAGCGAUUCACGUACGAGUAGAUAUUAGUUAUCGCCAAAUGUAAUAUAGAUGUAUCAUUAGCGAGUAGUGAUUGUUCCAAAUGUUAGGCUAUUUUAGAUUCGGGCUCGACUUACACCUCUGCUUUUAAUGCCUCACUCACAAGGGCAGGACAUAAAUUUGUAGUAUAUUGAACAACGCUGAAGUGAUAUAAAAUUAUUUUCGAUUAUUUACAUCAAUAACCGCUACAAACAUUUAAGAGCGUCCUAACUGCUUACAAUUUGUCCGUGUUUAUAUUGUAGAGAAUAAUGUUUCGGAAGUACUCGUAAAAUGCAACAAAUGCAGGUAAAUUUAAAUGUUACCCAAGCAGUUUGUCUGAUGCAGUGCAAUGCAAUCUCGUGCAAUUAAUAGGAUCAAAGGCACAGAUGUCGGCGAGCCCAUCUUAGGAUUAGAAGCACUAAAAUCGCCAAGCAAUGAAUGUUUUACCAUUCGAGUGUCUGCUGAUCUACGCGUAGCUAGUAUACAAUUCAAUUUACUUAGAUUAUUAGCUGUGUAACUAUAUGUAGCGUUCGAUCAGAUAUAUUCAUGCUAAUAACAUGGGGUUUCUUUUAAUUCGCUUUUAACGGACUGUUCCGAGGGCGUCGCGCGCACGCGCAGCGCGGCGGCCACAGCAAAUGCGCUGUUUGGUGUGCGGAACAUGUAGUCUGCGCAGUGUUGCCACCUUGCCCAAGGAGGAAGAAGCUAAACCUAAGGCUGGUUUCAGAGCAGUGCGGAUUGCUCCGCGCGGAGCAACACGCGUGGCGUUAGUUAGGAUAUAGUUUCCGAAAGUGGUCCCCAGUGGGCGCUAGAGAGUCCUGUGGGGGCCUCGGAAGCAAUUGGAGCGCCUUGAUGCUGUUCAUUAGGUGAAAAAAACCUGAAUUAUCUACAUAAACUACACUAUAUAUAUAUUUCCUUGUGAUUUUUUGUGUUAAUAUAAAAAAUACGUGUUUUCAAUUAUUUUUUUCUGGUUGUGGGCGCGUUGGAAUUUUUUUAUCUCGCCUAAGAGGGGGGUGAGUCUAAAACUUUGGGGACCUAUGCGUUAGAACACCGUUUUACAGCGACGCGGAUUGCUCCGUGCGGAACACGCUCCGCGUGAACUUCGCACGAACACCGUGCAAGUUACCCAGUGAAUAUCUGCACUAAAUUAAAUACUCGAUUCAGAGCAAUGCGGAUUCUACGCAUACGGAUGGCCCGCACGCGGACAGUUGUUGACAAUUCACAGCUAUGAAACCUGCCUUAGUAAAAAAGUUGCUAGAUUCUAAGAAAUUAAUUCUGAGUAAAGUUGCCAAAAGUGACUAAAUUAAAAAUAUACCUAUGAGAUUGCGUUUUAAAUAUAUAUUUAUCCUAAUUUUACAAAUGGUUAACCCAAAAGAAUGUCAUCAAUAUCAAUCAAAUCAUUAUUACCUUGUGACGUUGAAGGUCCAGCUUCAUGAUUGGUAUUUGUUUUUGCUGAAAGAUUUUUUAUGUAACAAUUUUGUAAAUGUGGCUAGAUCUAGCUGGAAAUGGACUACCGUGGCAACACUGAGCUUGCGUGCUCCUUAAUGUUGUUAGUAUGAAAAAUUAAGCAUAUAUUAUUGUACAAAUUUGUUUUAUCAAUAUGUUCCCUAUUUUUCAUAGUUUCGGCGGGAAAAUUUUAGCAAAAUCUUCUUGCUACAAGGGUAUACCAUGAUUUUUAGGUAUUUUUGGCGGACAUACGUUGGCGUUCGUUCUUUCGUACAUUAGAUGGAAAGGGCUGGUGGGGGGUGCGCCGGCGCCUCACGGCACGGCGCGCGCGCUGCUUGCUGGAGCAAGUCUCGUCGCAAAACACGCUCGAGUAGCAUGUUUUAAAAUAAAUCUCCAAGUGGCCUUGAUACUUCACUUUUAUUUGGAAUUUGGAUUGUCCGAUUUGGUUAAAGUUUGGAUUAGAGUAUAAAAAAGACCAAAUUAUUAAAAAUACAUUUGCGAUUCAGAACUAAUGUUGAUACUGUUUUGGCUAUCCUUUUGGAAAUAAAAUUUAAUAUAGGUGAAAAUUAAAAAGAAAAGUUAUAUGAUGGCCUAUACGUUUCGGAUGAAUUGCGUAAUUUUUG
Messenger RNA from Hyposmocoma kahamanoa, 4704 nucleotides. RefSeq names its product protein bric-a-brac 1-like. Gene Ontology annotation, biological process: regulation of transcription by RNA polymerase II. The transcript is spliced from 6 exons. The record is from RefSeq and is a predicted model, not a curated record. Gene Ontology annotation, molecular function: protein binding; DNA binding. Bases 95 to 1804 code for a protein of 569 amino acids. Gene Ontology annotation, cellular component: nucleus. Lineage: Eukaryota; Metazoa; Arthropoda; Insecta; Lepidoptera; Cosmopterigidae.